Temnothorax curvispinosus is the source of this 2490-nucleotide messenger RNA. Its product is annotated as androgen-induced gene 1 protein-like. The transcript is spliced from 6 exons. The record is from RefSeq and is a predicted model, not a curated record. Lineage: Eukaryota; Metazoa; Arthropoda; Insecta; Hymenoptera; Formicidae. The coding region runs from base 239 to 958 and encodes 239 amino acids. Gene Ontology annotation, cellular component: endomembrane system; membrane.
GUAAGUCGCGGGCCGCCGACACGAGUGCGCUCGAGGUGUAUCUUGUGCUGGACCACGUGUGUGAAAAACGUCGCGGCUCGGUGUCUCGCGCCCCCCCGGCGCGAAAGAAAAAAAUUGUAAAAAAAAGAAAGAAAGAAAAAGACAAGAAGGGCAAGACGCCGCGCACCACACACCCGACCGCGCUAAAGAAUCGAGGCGCGCGUUUUCCGCACCAAACUUACUCGUGAACAGCUGUGAGAUGCGAGAGGGCCUAGCGAUCGGAUUCCAUGCCGUUACGUUUUUGCAGUACGCUUCCGCGGUUUAUUACGAUUACACGUACACGAUCGUGCCGCACAAUGUCACGAGCGUGCACAACGCCUACGGUGGGAAGUUCAAGUUCCUAACGUUCUGGGAUGCGAUUCUGCAAGCGAUAUUCUUUUUGAUAUGUCUUCUGAACGAUCUAAUCGGCACGAACGCCGUAAACCCCAAGAAGCCGCCCUUCAUGCGGAAGCUGAAGGAUCAUUUACAUGCGAGUCUCGGGUUUCCCGUUGCUAUGUUCGUCGGCGUGACUUUCUGGGCGUUGAUGUUCGUGGACCGUGAGCUGGUGUUGCCGAAAGCGCUGGACCCAUACUUUCCAUGGUGGCUGAACCAUUUGAUGCACACGAUGAUCAUGGUGACGACCGUGUUAGAAAUGAUCGUCGCGCCACGACAAUAUCCCAAGCGAUCUCGCAGCCUCGGAAUACUUACUGGUUUCAUGCUCACGUACUUAGUUUGGAUACACGUAAUCUACUUUAAAAGCGGCGUCUGGGUGUACCCCGUGAUGGACGUGUUGACGCCGCCGCUACGGAUCGUGUUCUUCGCCGUGCUGCUGACGUUCUGCACGAUCCUAUACUUCGUCGGGGAGAUGCUGAACAACAUCAUCUGGGGAAAAAAAUACGUAGCGGUAACGGAGAGCGUGGAGCCGGAUAUGAAAACGUAGAAACGGCGGACGGACGAGAGGGAAUCUUAAAUGUACACGAUCGUAAUAUACCGAUCAUCCGGGGAUAACGUGCCGAGGACAUUUUCUUGCUACGAGUGAGAAGUGCCUUGGCGAAACCUAUUACGUUUACGGAAAGAAGAUAUUGACUCCGACGUUGAAACGAAAACAUAUGAUUAUCUAUGUAUGAUUAUAUUGGUACAGUUUAAUUCAGCGAGUAAUUUAAUGAUACGUAUGGCCUAAGAAUUGAUAUUGAUUGCCGUAACAUAUAUUUUCCUAGAAGUUUUAUUAAAAUAUGUUCCAUAGAUAGACUCUUGAUAUCUGUUUCCUGCCAGGAUAUUAAAUAAAGCUUAAAUUGGAACGUGUACGUCACGUCAAUAAGAAUUAUACAUUAUUUAUAGAAUGUGUCUCGCUAAUGGUUCGAUAUGCUACAAUAAAAAUAUAAAUGACGAUAAUUUUAUCUCUGAUUUUUCUCGGACAAGAAAGAUAUUUUAAAUGCAAUCAAUGAACUUGUAACACGUUGGGAGAGAAAGUAAUAUACAUUUUCGUAUUCCGCGUAUACAUAUUGUAAUAGUGAAAUUUUAGAGACGUUUAAAAAUAUUGAGAGAAUAAUUAGGCUAAUGUAACAAAUAUGAAAAAAAUGCGAUACGUAAAAUAGAGUACUCCAUAAAUAUAUUAAUAAUUAUUACAAAACAUGUAUAAAAUGUAAUGAUACAAAGAGACACAGCUUACAAUUAGUACUUUCCAAUAGAAACAUUUGUACUAGCCGCAAAUAUUCGACUUAUGUAUUAGUAAUAUAUAUAUAUAUAUCUAGCAAUAUAUAUAUCUAAUAUAUAUCGCUUACUUUUAUAUAUAUAUAUAUAUAUAUGUAUAUAUAAAAGUAAUCCGAUCUACUUUUUUGACUAUAAAAUGUGGCUGUUGCAAAAGUUAAUUAUUUAUUAGUCAAAAAAUCAAGAAUAUUCAUUGUUUUGCAUUCUAUGAAUGUGCUUCAAAUUAAUAUUACAUUAAAUGAGUAAAUAUUAAAUGGAUCUUUUUGUUUGCAAAGUAACCAUUAAUUUAUAGAUCAGUAAUAGAGAGAAUUGUAAAACGAGUUUUAUUCAGCCACUUUUGUUAAAAAAAAAUAGAUGUAUGAACAUACUCGCGCACACACACAUACAUAGAAUAUCUUACUGUCACAGAAUGUUCGAUACAUUCUUACAAACAUUGGAAGACAUACGAUAUUAGAAAUACAAUAGUAUCCACUUUUACGGGAAAAUAUGUACAACGUAAUGUAUUUAAGAUUCUAGUGUCAUCACAAAUUAAAAAUUAAUUACCUAGGACUCGAUGCGAGUUGUCACACACGCGACACACAACAGUUAUGGAUACCGUAUUAAAAUUUGAUUACUAUUUUAGCGAUAAUAAUAAAAUGUGGAAAAAUAUAUUUAUACAUAUUUUGUGUUGUACCUACGGAUCUUCUCAAGCGGCAUUAUUAACCCAGCUUUUGUUAUUCCAUCGUAUAAUAUUUACAAAAACGACCAAUAAAAUUUAUUACUUGA